AUGGGUGCCCUAGACUUCGCUUGCCCAGGUCCCGACCAUUCGAUAAGAGGAGAUAUGGACAAGCUAAAAGGAAUGGUAGAUUUACUUAUCAAGGACAAGGGCGGAUGGAGACCGCUGGGGUUGGCGGCAGGGAAUGGGCGUGAGGCAAUGGUCAAGCUGCUGCUCAAUACUGCCAAAGUCGACCCAGACGCCAAGGAUUGGGAUGGACGGACGCCGUUAUGGCAGGCGGCAGCGAAGGGGCACGAGACCAUCGUCAAGCUGCUGCUCCAUACUGCCAAAGUCGACCCAGACGCUAGGGACGACGAUGAACAGACGCCGUUAUGGCAGGCGGCAGUAAAGGGGUAUGAGGCAAUCGUCAAGCUGCUGCUCGAUAUUGGCAAAGUCGAACUAGACGUCAAGGAUGCAAACCACGGUGUUAAGGUGGGGUAG
This is a messenger RNA of Fusarium poae, 429 nucleotides long. RefSeq lists its product as uncharacterized. Bases 1 to 429 code for a protein of 142 amino acids. The record is from RefSeq and is a predicted model, not a curated record. Gene Ontology annotation, molecular function: protein binding. The transcript has a single exon. Lineage: Eukaryota; Fungi; Ascomycota; Sordariomycetes; Hypocreales; Nectriaceae.